This is a messenger RNA of Drosophila obscura, 1922 nucleotides long. RefSeq names its product chymotrypsin-2-like. The record is from RefSeq and is a predicted model, not a curated record. Gene Ontology annotation, molecular function: serine-type endopeptidase activity. Bases 963 to 1796 code for a protein of 277 amino acids. NCBI's taxonomy places the organism in Eukaryota, Metazoa, Arthropoda, Insecta, Diptera, Drosophilidae. The transcript is spliced from 3 exons. Gene Ontology annotation, biological process: proteolysis.
ACCGCGCGAGAGAACGGAUCGGAGCAGACAAAGCAAUAUGCUUUCAUCCAAAUCAGUCCCUGUUUUUGUCGUAUUAUCUUUUAUUGCGCUGGGAAAUGCAGCAUUAGCCAGCAAAGCAAUCGAUUGUGUGAAUGGAAAGCGUGAUCCGGAAGCGUUAAUUUGGCUAGGAACGAUUCGGUAUACCACAAAAAACAGCCGACUGUAUCCCUGCUCUGGCGUUGCUAUCACCACUCGCCACAUCCUUACGCCGGCGCACUGUGUGAUCUGGAAGCAGCAAAAAAACUACAUCUACAGGAGUGGAGAGUUCAGGACACACAACAUCAUGGGCAUUUUCAUUCAUCCGAAAUACACUUUGGACCGCUCCGACAACGAUAUCGCUAUACUAAAGCUCGGAGACGGUCCUGUGCUGUCAUCCUGCCUCUCUCUAGCUGAGGAGGUGGAGGACGUUUCCCUGACUGCCCGGCGCUUCGAUGUGGUGACCACCGCUCUGGGUCCAAGUGGCACAAAGAGUCAUCGAACAACUAAAAUUACGAGUCAUGCCUACUGCCAGCGCAAAUUUGAAGGUCUGACCAUAACGGAGCUUGAGGUGUGCGCACACAUCCCGACAGACAGCCCGGCAUUGAUGGGCUCGGCACUGGUGGGCAGGAAUAUGGAGAACGGAACUGAGGCAUGGAAGCUUUUGGGGAUUUCCACGCAUGGCUUGGCCGAAAGCAAUCCGCACAUGCCGACCCUAUUCACUCUCAUUUCAGCGUACAGGAAGUGGAUUGAAGAGAUAAUUAAUUUGUAAUCACACCAAGUACGAGUAAACAAGAAAAGAAAAGAAAGGAAAAUGGAAAUAUUUUUAUUUAAAUGGAUCGAUGAAUCAUAAUCAGCAACGCUGAGACGACUGCAAGUGAGGCAAUCAAUUCAGAUGUAUAUGCAGUCUUUGUUGAGUCGACGCCCUACCCACAGCUCCCAACGAAAUGCCGGGACAGAGGGUAUUUGUAUUUGUGAACUGUAUUGUUAUAUCCGCGCUAACUAUUGCGGCAAUGUGUAGAGAGGAGGCCUGUGGAAGACUGGAUGAGGGGCAGCUCUACACUAACAAGGCGCAAGCCGAGCAGGAUGAGCACCCAUGGCUGGGUCGUAUUGUCUUUAAGAACAGGAAUGAUUCGAAGCAGGAAGCAUUCGUAUAUCACUGCGUUGCCGUGCUCCUUAAUGCCCGGCAUGUCUUGGCACCCGCCAGCUGUUUCGGAGGCAAAAAUGUGAACGAAUACACCUAUGCGGUUAUGUUCGACUCCUCCGACUGUGAGUCCAGCGCACACACCAGAAUGUUCAUGAUUGAAAAUAUUAUUAUGCAUCCUGACUACAAGAACGACACCCUUGGCGAUGAUCUGGCUGUUAUCAGACUGGAUCGCGAUGUGUCCUUCUCUGUCUUUCUUCAGCCCAUUUGCAUUCCGCAGUCCUGGGAAGGACCAACGACUUUACUUGCAGCUAACGUGGACAUGAUUGGCUAUGAGAUGGGGAAGAAUAUGAACAGCCGCCGCAUCAAGGCUUAUGCGCACAUCAUCGAUCCGCAGUUGUGUGUGGAACGAUACCCGGGAAUCACGGAGCGUCACAUGUGUGGAUACAUCAAUGGGGCGGACCUGCAGCUUGGCUCGAUUUUAAUAGGCGUUCGUGUGGAGAAAGGUGUUCCAACAAAUUACUAUCUUAUCGGAAAUUUAAUGGCCAAGUACGAAAUAUUUAUAUCAGCGCCAUACCUGUUCACGUGUAUUGCCCCUUACAGGGCUUGGAUUUUGGAUAAUAUUCAUCCCAUUUGAUUUUAUAAAUUAUUUCUCAAUUUGUGUUGUUGCUUGAAAACCUGUGAGCAUAAAAACAUCAUAAAGAGCAUAGUCUGAGCGCACUUCUUUGUGUAUUUUUUUUUUUUAAUUUCGAUAAAUUUCAAA